AUGCGCCGCCGCGCGUGCCGACCCCGCGGCUCAAGCCGGAACGAUGUCGACUUGCAGCUCUACGCCAUCAUCGCAAUCAUCAUAAGAGACUUUGUGCAGAACUGGUACAACAAGAUCACGCCUGAUGAGACAUUCGUCGCCGAGAUUGUCCAGAUCAUCGCUCAUUGCACCCGUGCCCUCGAGCAGAGAUUGAGGAAGGUGGACCUGGAGGCAUUGGUCUUUGACGAGUUGCCUGAUCUAUUGGACAAGCAUGUCCAGGUAUAUCGCGCAGCCCACAAGGGCACCAUCAGACCACCAAUCGAGGCGAACCCUCGCGAGAUCUACCAUUCACUAUUCCCACUGCCCCCUCUUUCUCCAGUUCCAAGCCCGGACCGUCCCACUAGUGUCAUCGAGCAGGUGGAAAACGAGGCCGCCUAUCGUCAGCUCUUGGUCCAAGGCGUUCUAGCUGUUCUCCUUCCGACGGAGGACCUGGAAAAUGGCCCCCUGACAGCUUUGGUUGGUCAGAUAUUUUCAGAGAUGAUUAUCGGGGGCGUGGUCGCUAAGAAGGCUUCGGAGCCAUGGAUGAUCUUGGAGGGCCUCUCAAUCCUGGCAAGGGUUAUUCAACGACCCAGAAGCGAGACAACCGACGAAAGUGGAAGCUUGCAGGUGCCUCCCGAGAACGCGAAGAAGUCGUUCUCGAUUCAAGGACUGUUCUGGGCCAUCGUACAAUGGGGCUUUGCCCUGCUCACCAUUUUCAAGCUGUUCAUUACCACAGUGGCUAUGUCAAGGUCUCUCCCGAAACGGGCUGAUAACGGUCUCCUCGAGAAGGAGAAGUUGACUCGUCACACGGCCGACUCGCAGUCACAAAAUCCUCCGUUUUCAACUGAGGAGCCAGUCAAAAUACCCAUCCUGGCAUUCAGACUCUGGCCCACCAUAUCGAAUUUGCUCGAAAUGGAUCUCCGCAUGCCGUGGCUUUGCGGCACCUUGUCAAUGCUGCAAUGGAUUGCUAUCACAGGUCCCGGCAAUGUUGCUGGAGUGGAUGGAGUCAUUGAUAGGUAG
Phaeoacremonium minimum UCRPA7 is the source of this 1038-nucleotide messenger RNA. Its product is annotated as putative pxa domain-containing protein. Gene Ontology annotation, molecular function: phosphatidylinositol binding. Lineage: Eukaryota; Fungi; Ascomycota; Sordariomycetes; Togniniales; Togniniaceae. Gene Ontology annotation, biological process: endosome to lysosome transport; early endosome to late endosome transport; protein targeting to lysosome. Bases 1 to 1038 code for a protein of 345 amino acids. The record is from RefSeq and is a predicted model, not a curated record. The transcript has 3 exons. Gene Ontology annotation, cellular component: extrinsic component of endosome membrane; late endosome; early endosome.